This is a messenger RNA of Phycomyces blakesleeanus NRRL 1555(-), 1176 nucleotides long. RefSeq lists its product as hypothetical. The annotation marks the transcript as partial. Lineage: Eukaryota; Fungi; Mucoromycota; Mucoromycetes; Mucorales; Phycomycetaceae. Gene Ontology annotation, cellular component: Mre11 complex; nucleus. The transcript has a single exon. The record is from RefSeq and is a predicted model, not a curated record. Gene Ontology annotation, biological process: mitochondrial double-strand break repair via homologous recombination; telomere maintenance; meiotic DNA double-strand break formation. Gene Ontology annotation, molecular function: 3'-5'-DNA exonuclease activity; DNA endonuclease activity; manganese ion binding.
UCCAAUUCGCUUCGGAUCCUCAUCGCAACAGACAAUCAUUUAGGUUAUUUGGAACGAGAUCCGAUUAGAGGACAAGAUUCCUUUAAUACAUUUGAAGAGAUCUUGCUGCUUGCUGCGGAAAAAGAUGUUGAUAUGAUUAUUCUUGGUGGAGAUCUCUUUCAUGACAGCACUCCUUCUGUCAGUUGCCUCACAAAAACAACAGAGAUUCUGAGUCGACAUUGCCUUGGAGAUCGGCCGAAUAGUGUUAUGAUUGCAAGCGAUCAAUCAGUAAACUUUGAAGGUUCAUUCAAGAGCGCAAACUACUACAAUCCAAAUAUUAACAUCAGCUAUCCGAUCUUCACGAUCCACGGUAAUCAUGACCGACCGAUCGGUAUAAGCAAUAUGUCUGCGUUGAAUCAUUUGGCAAACGCAGGACUGAUAAACUACUUUGGAUAUUGUCACGAUCCCGAAAGGCCGGUCUUGUCGCCUAUCUUACUCCAGAAGGGAGACACAAAAUUGGCGCUUUAUGGAAUAGGCAACAUUCCGGACGAACGGAUGCAUCGGCUGUGGAGAACAGGAAAGGUGGUCUUCCAGAGGGCCGAAGAUGAGGGCCCGAACAGAUGGGCAGAUGCCUUUAGCAUGCUAGUCUUGCAUCAGAACCGAGCCCAGCACGGUGCGACAAAUCACGUCCGCGAAGAAGACAUCCAUCAAUUCUUGGAUCUCGUUUUCUGGGGACAUGAACACGAGUGCCGACUCCGUCCAGAAAACUGUCAGUCGUUUGAGAUUACCCAGCCUGGGUCUUCUGUCGCCACCAGUCUUUGUCAGGGAGAGGCUGUACCAAAGCACGUUGGACUAAUGACCCUGACCGGCCACAAAUAUGCUUUGGAAGAGAUUCCUCUCAAGACUGUUCGGCCUUUUGAAUUCCAGCACAUUGCCCUGGCCCUUUUUUCUGAAAUCGAUCCACAAAACCAAGAAGAGUGCGAGAAAUUUCUGGAAAACAUAGUGAAUGCGAUGAUUGAAAGAUCCAAAAAGAGGUGGAUUCGAGACCACACUGAAGAAGAAGAAGAUGCUAUGCCUUUACCUCUUAUCAGACUUCGGGUUGACUACAGUGGCGGUUAUAGUUCUUUUAAUGUCCAUCGGUUUGGUAUUACUUUUAGCGACAAGGUUGCGAACCCAAAAGACAUCCUUCAAUUCCAC